Molecule: messenger RNA, 3511 nt
Organism: Parasteatoda tepidariorum (common house spider)
Lineage: Eukaryota; Metazoa; Arthropoda; Arachnida; Araneae; Theridiidae
Molecular function (GO): protein binding
Source: RefSeq, a predicted model, not a curated record
AUGGCAGAGACGAAGUAAGAAUCACUGCUUCGAUAGUAUAUAAAUGACUACUCCAGACAGCGUUUUGAUACUUUAUGAAAAUUCUUUUGUUUUGCUGAAAAAGUAAGUAUUGAUUUAUUUUCUUAUUUCAAACGACAUGGCGUUAGAUGGGAAUUAUGCGCAUAAAAGUACAGCUUUGAUGCGUCUGAAGCGGGAGCUUAGUUUAGAGGAGCUGUCCGCUUACUGCAAACGAUUGGAAGAUGGUCAGAACGUUUCAGACACAUGGCUUGGCAUAGCGGGUGCUGUAGCUUCGGUUGCAGGUGCUUUGGUUAUGCCGGGAUUGGGGGUGGUCCUGGGCGGCAUAAUGCUGGGCGCUUCAGCUGCUAAGGGUUUGCUGGGUGACACCAGUAUCGAAAGAGAUUGCGCUGACGUUCCAUUCAAGGAAUUAGAACAAAGACUGGACAAAAAAUUCAACGAAGUCAACCGUAAAUUGGAUCAGCAAGCAGAGAUUUUGAAAGGCAUUUCUGAAAAAGUGAGCGAAACACUUUCUCAGCUAGAGUUAACCAGGCAAGAGAUGAACGCUGGAUUUGAGCGCAUUCUAACGUCCAUUACAGCUCAAGACAUCAGCGACAUCAUAUCCGAUAUCGAAAACGCGAGGAUGUCAAUUGCUUUCAGCGAAAGUAGUAAAAGGGAGGCGAGCAAAGAAGAAUACGUAAACAUAAUAAAACAAGAAUUAAAAGAUAAUUUUCUAUUUAAUUAUGUGAAACAGCAAGGUUCUUUGUUUGAAGCACUGUUUUCGAUGAUCAACAAGAAAUACGCGGUUCCGAGUAACAUAAACGAUCAGAAUGCGUAUAACGCCCUCGCAGCUUUGAACUUUGGCACACUGACUUACGCAUCGAUUGUUUUUACCCUUCUAGACGAGUACGCGUACAUAUCCGAAUACUUUUACCAAACGAACGAACUUGGUGAGUUCAACCAACAUUUAGAUAAACUUUUGUUUUAUUUUACCACUUUCAAGCGCAUUAUGAAUACAAAUCGCAAUGGUCUAAUCGAUAAAGUCAUUCAGUUGUUGGAUAGUGCUAAAAACAGCCAUGACAUGCGAAACUCUAAAAAAGAUUUGUACAGUGCUUUUGAAAGUCACAUUUUAACACUAAGGCAGUUGAAACAAAAAAUAAAUGACAUCACCUUACCAGUUAUCGAUAAAGCACCGGAAAACGACAUCGAUAUAUCAUUCAAGUCUUACGUGGGUGUAAGACGCAGUAAUACUAACUUUUUAGAUUGGAAGCGUGGUGCUAAGGUCAGCUAUGCUUUACAAUUUGAAAGCGAUGGUAAAUAUUCUAAAAUAAGCAAAUGGCUGCCACAGCAGGAAGUUAUUGAUAUCGCUAACCCUGACAUUAAGUUGAGAAAUUCCAAUCGCAUGAACAGGCUAGUCUUUCGAAAAUUCGACAAUAAUCCCCCGGAAUUGAUACGAGUCGUAUCAAACGCUCAAAGAGCAUUCAGGGAUGUAGACAGAGAUUUGUAUAAUUUAGCUUUUGUAGAUUCGUACCAGGAUUAUGAGAUUUUGAAUAACAUGAAUAAACUUAUAAGUCUGGGAGCAAGUGUAAAGGCAGUGUUCGAGAACAAGAGAGGGGUUAUCCACGCUGCCGCAGAAUCGGGGAGGGUGGGGAUGUUAAAGCGGAUAUUAGACAUUGAUCGUUCGCUGAUUAAUCAGAAAGAUUCCAUUGGCUACACCCCGCUGCAUAUAGCUUCGGAAAGGAAAGAGGUCGAUGUCGUGAAAGAACUUAUUAAGCGGAGGGCUGACGUAAACUGUAAAUCGAACACUUAUCACUUGACACCCCUGCAUCUAGCCGUUCGUUAUCAGUCUGAAGACACCGUGAAAGAACUGCUGGCAAGUCCCAACAUCAAUCCGAACGAACAAGACAAGGCUGGAAUGACUCCAUUGCAUAUCAGCGUGUCGGAUGAAACUUUUAGUUCGUCUAUUGUAUGGAGGUUAUUAACCAAUCGGAAGGUUGAUCCGAAUGUGAAAGACGCAAAUGGUUUAGCACCCAUCCAUUACUCGGCAAUUUUGGGACUGUACAUGGCUACCCAGAACUUUCAGCAGAGGAAGAAUGUCGAUAUGUUCCCAAAGGACAACACUGGCAUGACUCCGCUUCAUUACGCCGCCAUGAAGGGACACGAUGGGUUAAUUACAGACUUAGUGACCAACAACAGGAGCCACAUCAAUGACGUGGCGGGAGAGAGGGAGUGGUCUCCUCUGCAUUACGCAGUGUUCUUCAAGCAAGCAGAAUUUGCCAAACUUCUGCCAUCGCUCGUCAACAACCAGCCAUACAUGGACGUAGAUUGCGUAGACGUAGACAACCAGACACCUCUGCAUUUAGCAGCUGCAAGUGGUCAGAAAGACGUAGUGAGCACUUUCAUCGCCAGAGGAGCGAAAGUUUACAUAAAAACAGUUAAUGACCACACACCCCUUGAUCUGGCAAUCAUCCAUGGAAAGAAAGACAUCAUCGGAGAGAUAUUGAAAGCGGAAGAGAGGCAGAAAACGCAAACAGGUAAAGCAGCAAGGCAGGAAGAUACACUGGCGUGUGGCUUAGCUAAGGGAGAUAUUCUUGAUAUGCUGAUAAGAGCAAACCGCUGCAGCAGCAAAUUUCUGCGUGCAACCGAUCACCAGGAAGAUAGUCACAUUCGAUCAUCACUGAUUGAAUCUAUCAGGUCAAAAUUAAACGUAACUAGUGACAACAUGAAUCGUUACGCCAGAAAGAUAGUAUCAAGAAAUGAGAAUCUUCGCGGAAAAAAAUAUUUAAGUUCCUCAAAGUCCAAGGAAAAUUUGGAUCGAAAGAGUAGCGCAGUUUUAAAGCACGUAGACAUUAACGGUGCUUUACUUUUACUAGACCUGUUUAUUAGAAAAUUUACUAAUGAGAAAUAUAAUUCAGAUUGGGUUAAUGACGAUGAGCAGUUGGACGCGCGUGCUCGCACGUUGAGCAUCAUGGAGAGUCUAGAAAAGGUCAUGGAAUCUGUUGCAAAAGAAGGAGACCUGUUCGAUGUACAUUCGAAAAUCUAUAAGGCUGUCUUGAGUGGUAAUGAAAACAAACUAUUAAGUACGUUAUGCUCAUACGUCAAAGAUAACUCGUCUUUGGAGCCAAAAAAUGUCGAUAAGAUUGUAACACACAUCUUGAAGAAUAGUUUCAUCAUCAGCAAUCCUAAAAAAUCGUCCGGGAAGUUUCAAAAUGUCGUUACUUACACUUGUUAUUAGAAUAUUAUCUUCUGUUUGCGUGUAGUAAAAAGCAGUUUGAAGAACUAAUGAAUAGCAUUUUUGAUUUACUUUAGAGGACGCUAUGCCGCGGGGGAAACUUUUCAUGGCUAGUUUUUUUUCUUCCGUUUUCAUAGGCAUAGUUGGGACUUGGCUCCGCUUUCAUCACUUGGUAUCCGACGAUACUAUUUCGCUAUUUUUAGGAGAAACAAUCCUGAAAGUGGUUACUAUUUGGCGAUCGUAUAAGAAAAAUAUUUAUUUCGCAAUCUUUAUGGGCAAUUUUUU